GUUCACUUCGAUUUAACUUCCGGGACCGUUGACACUGGAAACCUGACCUCACGUGGGGAACUACCUCCUACCGCAUCUGGCGAUAUCUUCUACACAAAAUCAACCAUGGACGCCGUCAAACGAGGCAUGUCCAGCGAUGGAGCGCGGCGAACCGGCUCGGUGCACGCAGCAGCAGCGGAUGCAGAUCUGGCGAAGAUGGGCUACACGUCGGAACUACCACGAAGUCUGAGCAUGCUAUCGGUUCUGGGAAUGUCCUUUGCGAUCAUGGCCGUGCCAUUCGGCCUCAGCACGACGAUGUACAUUGGUCUGACGGAUGGUCAAAGUGUGACGAUUCUCUGGGGAUGGGUGCUGGUUUCUCUGAUCUCCAUGAGCAUUGCUGCCUCGCUGGCCGAAAUUUGUGCGGUAUACCCGACUGCCGGUGGUGUCUACUAUUGGAGUGCGAUGCUGGCGAACAAAGAAUGGGCGCCGCUGGCUUCGUGGAUUACGGGAUGGUUGAAUCUGGUUGGCAACUGGACGGUGACGCUUUCGAUCAAUUUCUCGGGAGCGCAGUUGGUCCUCAGUGCUAUUUCGAUAUUCAAAGAGGACUUUGUUGCCAAUGCAUGGCAAACGGUCUUGAUGUUCUGGGCUCUCAUGCUGAUAUGUUUCCUUAUCAACGCAUUCGGUUCCGCAUACCUGGAUCUCAUCAACCGCGUUUGCAUCUACUGGACGGCGGCCUCAGUUGUGAUCAUCGUGGUCACAAUCCUCGCCAUGUCCGACAACUAUCGAUCCGCCGAAUUCGUAUUCAGCAACUACGACGCCAGCGCAUCUGGAUGGCCGUCCGGCUGGGCUUUCUUCGUUGGCCUACUCCAAGCUUCGUAUACUCUGACGGGAUACGGUCUGGUCGCUUCGAUGUGCGAGGAAGUACCGAAUCCAGCACGCGAAGUUCCCAGAGCUAUUGUCAUGUCCGUCGUGGCUGCUGGUGUCACUGGUGUGAUCUACCUGAUUCCCAUCCUUUUCGUGCUGCCGGCCGUUCAGGAUCUUCUUGAUGUCAAGAGCGGGCAGCCCAUCGGCUUCCUCUUUACUCAAGCAACCGGCUCGAAGGGUGGAGGAUUCGGUCUGCUCUUCUUGAUCCUUGGAAUCUGGCUUUUCGCAGGUACUGGCGCUUUGACAGCUUCAAGUCGCUGCACUUAUGCCUUCGCUCGUGAUGGUGCGAUCCCAGGAAGCCGAUGGUUGGGCACGACCAACAGCAAAUUGGGAAUCCCGCUUUGGGGACUUGUCUUAUCGACCGUGGUCGAUUGCCUGCUUGGCUUGAUCUACUUCGGAUCGACGGCAGCAUUCGGAAGCUUUACAGGUGUCGCUACCAUCUGUUUAUCGUGCGGCUAUGGUCUUCCGAUCCUGGUUUCGGUGCUGCGCAGGAGGAAGCUUGUGAAGCACUCGACGUACUCCCUUGGCAGAUUUGGCUUUACCAUCAACAUCAUCUGCUUGGUGUGGAUAGCAUUGGCGAUCGUGCUGUUUUGCAUGCCUACCAGUCUUCCGGUCACCGCAAGUUCGAUGAACUACGCAAGCGUGGUCUUCAUGGGCUUCGCAGCCAUCAGCGUCGUGUGGUACUUCAUCCGCGGCAGGAAAACAUUCACUGGACCUCCGGUGGUAUCCGACGCAGACCCGACCAUUGUUGGCCAAGUGGAGUCCAUCGACAGCAGUGGAGAAUCGGCAACGAGGACGAGUAGAGAGGCGAAACCUGAGUUGAAGUAG
This is a messenger RNA of Zymoseptoria tritici IPO323, 1731 nucleotides long. RefSeq lists its product as uncharacterized. The record is from RefSeq and is a predicted model, not a curated record. Gene Ontology annotation, cellular component: membrane. NCBI's taxonomy places the organism in Eukaryota, Fungi, Ascomycota, Dothideomycetes, Mycosphaerellales, Mycosphaerellaceae. Gene Ontology annotation, biological process: transmembrane transport. Gene Ontology annotation, molecular function: transmembrane transporter activity. The coding region runs from base 106 to 1731 and encodes 541 amino acids. The transcript has 3 exons.